ACAACUUAAACGCAUCCUAGCUAGAGUAACUGGGAGUGCCUAUGCGCAUGCCCACAAACCAAUUAUCGUUUGACACUUCCUGGCCUGUUCCCUUAUUGAAACAAAAUACAUAAAGAUGGCAAUGAAAAGAAUCAAUAAGGAGUUGCAGGAUCUGGGAAGGGAUCCUCCUGCACACUGCUCGGCAGGUCCUGUCAAUGAUGAUUUAUUUCAUUGGCAAGCAACAAUUAUGGGUCCUCCUGACAGCCCAUACUCAGGAGGUGUUUUCUUUCUAUCCAUACAUUUCCCUACAGACUAUCCAUUCAAGCCUCCUAAGGUUGCAUUCACUACCAGAAUCUACCAUCCGAAUAUCAACAGUAAUGGCAGCAUCUGUUUGGACAUACUUCGUUCACAAUGGUCUCCAGCUCUCACCAUCUCAAAAGUGCUGCUUUCUAUCUGCUCUCUUCUUACGGAUCCAAACCCAGAUGACCCAUUGGUGCCAGAUAUUGCCAGAGUGUACAAGCAGGACAUUUCAGAGUUCAACAGGCAGGCCAAGCAGUGGACAGAGAAAUAUGCUAUGUGCUGAGGACUUGUGACCAGCAGCCCUUGCAAGAGGCUGUUGGCUGUUAUAAACUUUGUACAUUUUCAACAUCCACAGCAGGCAGGAGGGAUAAUGACUACAAUCCAGCACCACAGCUUCCUAGUCCAGGUGUACAAAAUGAAGAAUUAUUUUGUCAUCUGUGUUGUUGGCCAGGGAAAAUAGGGGUGAAAGAUGAUUUUGUGAAGCAGAGGAUGAACUGAUUUCACCAAAGCUUUCAUGAGCCUGAUGAAGGUGAAAGUCAUAGCAGAUGUUAAGGAACCAGCUUUGUGAUACAACGCAGACAUUCUUGAAAGGGAAAAUACAUGUUUUAAAUCUAAAAGUUUUUUUUUCUCCUCAGGCCUACAUUUACUUAAUGUCAGCUUCAGUAUUGCUCAUGUAGGAAAGUCAGUUUUGUCAAUAACCUGCACAGAACAUGUGCAGAUAUCAUAUAAAGAUAACAGCAUUCUGUUUCAUGAUUUCUUUCUUAAGUGUUUUUAGAUUGACAUUCCUUUUCCUAAAAUAUUUAAUUUGUAUCUUUAAAACAUAGAUUAUGUUUUAUUUAUAGUAAAUUAUGCACCAUUCACAGUGUGUUUCUUCCGUUUGACAGUUAAGUAGACAUGCAUUUCUAAGAACAUUACCUAACAGUACUGUUCUUUUAAUUAAUAUUGUUUGUUAUUUAUUUCUGCGCUCGAAUAGUUUUUAUAGUCUGAAGUUCUUUUGUGUUUAGGAUACUGUUAAAAAACUAGUUUAAAAGUAGGAAUUUUAUUGAAGAAAAAUUGGUAAGGAUUUAGCUGAUUGCACUGACAAAACUUCUUAAUUGUAUGGCUUAAAAAAAAAAAUUAAUAAUGAGAAGACAAGAUUUUAUAUACAGAAAAACAUAGUAUGUGUACAUGUAUAGCAAAAUGCUCCUUUUGUAUGUUAUAAAUAUUUCAGUAGUUUGACACAAUGUACACCACAUUUUGCUUAAUUCAUAUUCUUAGACUGUUUUUGCACAACAUAACUUGUUUUCUAUCCUCAUCCAUCAAGUUUGUGCUGAUUUUGCUUUCCUGUUGUCUCUAACCUUGGUUUAGUAAAUAUUUGGCUCUGCUUUCUUGUUCUUUAAGGUAGUCUCAGUUAAGCUUGUGUGGUAAUUGUGCUCCUUAUUUAUGACUGCUUUGGUACUUUUUGUGUGGAGAGUUAUACAAGUGCUUUUAUGUAAUAUGGUAUUAAGGUGCAGGUGGUGAUUUUUUCAUUUUUUUUAAACAUGAGUUAGUAGUCUUGUGUUUUUCACUUAAUAGUCAAUCAGCUGUUGCUACUUAAAAUUUUUGUUUGUGAUAAACGAAAAGUAACAUUAGAUUUGUCUGGUGAGCAUUUUCAUUUGUUUAUCAACCUGGUUUUUCAUUUGUUUGUCAACCCAUUGUUGGAUUGUCAUGUCAGUUUUAAGGUGAAAAAUGCUGGUACAGUAGGUUAGAAUAUAAGGUUGUAAAUGUUGUUUAACACUUCUGUUGUUUUAUUCUGAUGACUUGUUCUCUUAUGUUCAAUAUAAUGGUCAAUGAAAGAACAGUGGUUAGGAUUUUCCUGGUUAAAUCUCGAAAAUGAAUCUUUCCCUACUGGAGUGCCAAACAUACUAAAUAUCUUUGGAUUGGUCGCUCUCUGUAGUUUCAUACCAAACAGACAAACAAGAGGACAGCAUGUAGUAUGUUGUGUGGUACUCACUCUGCUGUAACCAUGCUUGAACUAAGGAAUUGGGCUUGAUGCUUGCUGCUGCCAUCCAGAAUGCGGUGGGGGUAGGACAAAGUCUUAUCACUAUUUUUAGGCAGCUUCUGCCUAAAGAUUUGUAUAUAAUUUCUAUGAAUUCAUUAAUGUUUAGUGUUUAUUUUUGGACUUAAGCAAAUUAUGAUGGCAGCAUAUAGUGUUACUACUUCAGUCAUUAUGAGAAUUUUUAUUUUGCUAUGGCAAAAAUUUGUUUUUCACUGGAGCACUUCUUUUUAACUUUCCUCUUAAGUCACUAGUAUUCUGCUGAUGGUGAGCAUAAAUUGUUCAGUUUUUAGAUUGUUUUUAAAAGUAAGUUGUUUGGCUAAAUUUUGUACAAAGCAAAUUAUGAAUUUUGAAAAUUAUGCAAACAUAAAAGAUUGAAAAUUUACAUUUUCUUUUAGUCACACGAGAUUUUUGGCAUGUCUUUAUUAUGUGCAGCAGCUUUUUUAAUUUUCAAAGAUAUAGGUCUUAUUGUGAUAAUGAGAAAGUAAAAAAUCAUUGUAUUGCUCUAGGUAAUAUGAUAAGUACCAGAAUUUUUUUGCUGUGUUUUGUUUAAUAUGGGGAUUUAUUUGAAAGCUUAAAGUUUUUAAAUAUCCAUGCAGUGUCUGUGCAAAUUUCUAGUGUGCUUGUUUUUAUUUGCUUAUAAGUUUUUAGGCUUAUUUAGUUUUAUUUUGCAAUUUUGAGGGGUUGAUUUUUACUGACACUAUUCCAAGGAUGAAAGUUGGUACUGAAUGCACGUUCAAGAUUUUGCACGUUGUUAUCUUUUAUCAUGUUGGUUCCAAACAGUUUCUGAUCUGAUUUACCAGGUUUCCUUCUGCAGGAUAAAAUUUGCUACACCUCAGCAAACUCGGUCAGCAAACUUCUUUUAUACAGUUGUUUAUUUUAUUGUGUGACACUGGCUGUAUGAUUAAUAAAAAAAAAAAAAAAUUCAUUCAUGAAAAGGGA
This is a messenger RNA of Pomacea canaliculata, 3235 nucleotides long. RefSeq names its product ubiquitin-conjugating enzyme E2-17 kDa-like. The transcript is spliced from 6 exons. NCBI's taxonomy places the organism in Eukaryota, Metazoa, Mollusca, Gastropoda, Architaenioglossa, Ampullariidae. Gene Ontology annotation, molecular function: ubiquitin conjugating enzyme activity. Gene Ontology annotation, cellular component: nucleus. The coding region runs from base 116 to 562 and encodes 148 amino acids. The record is from RefSeq and is a predicted model, not a curated record. Gene Ontology annotation, biological process: protein polyubiquitination; ubiquitin-dependent protein catabolic process.